AGAUCGGGAAACAUUAUCAAUCAACGUUUCCAUUAACUGCGAAGAGUGUAUCUAAAACUCGAACAUCUUAAAGAAAUGACCAGGAGCCGUGGGUAUGGGUUAUUUAUCAAGGAUAUUGAAAUCCGUGUGGUUGCUCUUUAUGUUCUAAAAUAACUAUUCAGCAGAGAACUUCUGCGGUGAGAGGGGAAAAAACUGCGAGGACUCUCUAACACCGGCAGAGUGCACUCCGUUCCUCAUAUACUGGGUCUGGUAUUCCCAGAGGCAGCGAACUGUUUCCUCAGCACCUCAGAAACAUAGUAAAUUAUCUGUCUCAAGGACACCAACGGAUCUACAGUAAGCAGCCCUUGUUGUGACGUUUCAAACCUUCGGAGCUCACUUUCUCCUUUGAGACAACGUUGCGAAGCUGCCGUCUCCUCUCUGACAAUAUACUUGGAUUUUAAGAGGACAUCAAGUGCAUGAAAAAUACCACUUAUCAUGGAAAUAUGGAUAAAGUUGAUGCUGUUGUGCAGUUGCUGUUUCGGAGCAAGUGCGGACUUUGACGGCGGGUGGCCCAGGCAGAUGGCCUCGUCCAAUGGGCUGUGUCGCUACGGAGCCAGGAUCGAUUGCUGCUGGGGCUGGGCACGGAGCUCAUGGGGCCUCUGCCAGCCUCUCUGUCAGCACGGCUGUAAACACGGGGAGUGUGUCGGACCAAACAAAUGCAAGUGCUACCCUGGGUUCACUGGAAAGACCUGUAAUCAAGAUCUCAAUGAGUGUGGACUGAAGCCCCGCCCCUGUAAGCACAGGUGUAUGAACACCUACGGAAGCUACAAAUGCUACUGCCUGAAUGGCUACAUGAUGAUGCCUGAUGGGACAUGUGCAAAUGCCCGCACCUGUGCCAUGGCAAACUGCCAGUACGGCUGCGAGGUGAUGAAAGGAGAGGUGCGGUGUCAGUGUCCGUCGCCAGGGUUACAGCUGGGGCCUGAUGGGAGGACCUGUGUGGAUAUCGAUGAGUGUGCCACCGGGAGAGCAGUGUGUCCACGGUUCCGGAAGUGCAUUAACACCUUUGGAAGCUACAUCUGCAAAUGUCAUGAGGGAUUUGAGCUCCAGUACAUCAAUGGAAAAUACCAGUGCAUCGAUGUGAAUGAGUGCACUUCGGCCCAGCACCGCUGUGGCAGUCUCUCCACCUGCUACAACACACCAGGGUCCUACAAGUGCAAGUGCAAAGAUGGCUUCCAAGGGACAGGGUAUGACUGCAAACCCAUUCCCAAGGUGAUUAUUGAGCCCCCCAGACCAGGCACAAGUCCAACCAUCAACUCCAACAAAGUCCCAGACUCUGGUCUCAGAACCACCACUACCACAGAACCACCCAAGAGGACCACUACUGCUGCAGUAAUGACGUCACCCCCGAAGAGAGUCACCACCGCCCCCACGCGGAGACCUCCGGUCAUCCCCACGCGUCGGCCACCGCGCCCGACUCGCCGGCCACCCAUCACCGAGCCUGUGACCGGGGUCCCUUCGAUCCCGACUCGGCCGCCUGUGGACCCUGAGGUGACCACCUUGGACAACAGGAUCCAGAAGGAGGUCACCCAGAGGCCACGAGGAGAUGUCCAUAUUCCUCGUAAUCAUGGACAGAACAACGUGUUGGGGAUUGAUUUGGAUAUUGAAUUGGGCAAUACUGCCGAUGAAGCAAAGGAUGACUCAGGUGCAGGUUCUCUUAGCUGUAGCUUUGAUAAUGGUCUCUGUGAUUGGAUCAGAGACAGGGAAGGUGACUUACACUGGGAAACAACAGCAGAUCCUUCAGGUGGGAAGUAUCUGACAAUUCCAGAGGUUGGGGGCAAAAGAAGCAGGCGAGGGGCACGUCUGGUCCUCCCGCUGACUGAGCCCUGGAACUUGGGCAACCUCUGCCUGUCCUUCCGCCACAAGCUGUCGGGCCACCACGUCGGCACACUGCAGGUGUUCAUCACCAAGGGGAAGCAGUACAGCGCAGCCGUGUGGGGCCGGACGGGCGGCCACGGCUGGAGACACACCCAGAUCACCCUGUGGGGGACGGGGCUGGACAGCGUGGUCUUGAAGGGCGAACGCAGGAGAGGGCGGAGUGGAGAGAUGGCGGUGGAUGACCUCAGUCUAAAGAAAGGCCCCUGCUCUGAGGAGCACAAUCUGAGGAGACUCUAAUUCAGCUGCAGGAGUCACACGGACACCGACUCCAACCAGACACAUCCUCUCCCCUCCAGAAGGGAGCUGUGGGCCAAGAAAAGGCUGAAAAGGCUUCUGGAGAAGAGCGUGACUUUGAACAGAAAUGAGGAGUUCCCAGUGAGCCCAUUUCCCUCUCUGUUUUUUUUUUAUUUUUUUGACUGUUCUCUGUGCAUAUCCCAGUAACCUGGAGGAAUAUGUUCCUGAAGUCAGCGCAAAGUACAAUCGCUCGCACCGCCAAGAAGCUUCUUUUUCUCUACAUACUGUAUGCCUGGGAUGUGUUGGAAAUCUUAACGUCAAUACACUUCUUACAUAGUGUAGCAUCAUGGCUGCUUAAUGACUAACUUCAAUGUGCUUUGCAACGCUACAAAUAUUAUUGUGAAAUCAGUUAAAAGGCUGUUUUUUAAUGCAUACAGUGAGGAAAAAAAUCUAUUAAAAGGUUUCAUGCAUUUGUUAGGGUGUCAUAAUUAUAUGCAUUUAUUUAUGGUUACUGGGAAAGGCAUCUGCUAAAUACUUUCAUGCUAAAAACAUGGGGACAAAAACAAAGGUAACUGCAAAAGAACAGAAAGCAAAGCAUGCACAUUUACUGUAAAAUCACUACCAAUUUGAUCUGCUGGGUCAUGCAGAUGAUGGCACUGUAGAGUAAUGCCAUCCAAGGAUGUAAACCUCGCUCACACUUAAACAAACCCACAUCUACCUUUGCCGGUGGGUAAAACAGUUGGCCAUGCCAACAUAUUUCCUACAAUCACCCACGGUACUGAAGAUGCCCUUGCACAUCUCAGAUGCUUCUGUUUUCUGGCUUGCAGAUACUUUUUUUUCCUUUGUUCUGAAUUGCACAGAUAAUUUUGCGGCAUUGCACCUUACAAUAUUCCGUCUUAAAAAUACCUGUCACCUCACAGAGACUGCACAUUUUCACUGUAAGAAAAUAGUCUUUGUCAGCUUUGAGGACAAUUUCAGUAUUUCGGUACACUUGUAAAGCACGCUUGAAUUACUGUCGGGGUGAGCCGUGACAGCUAACAUGAUUUUUCCUCCUCAGCCCUUCAUUUCUGUUUUGUUCAUGUACUAUUCAAGCAAUGUAUAAUUCAGAUCAGACAGGGAUAAUGCUGUUCCA
Megalops cyprinoides (Indo-Pacific tarpon) is the source of this 3280-nucleotide messenger RNA. Its product is annotated as nephronectin-like. Gene Ontology annotation, molecular function: calcium ion binding. The record is from RefSeq and is a predicted model, not a curated record. Gene Ontology annotation, cellular component: membrane. Bases 475 to 2151 code for a protein of 558 amino acids. The transcript has 12 exons. NCBI's taxonomy places the organism in Eukaryota, Metazoa, Chordata, Actinopteri, Elopiformes, Megalopidae.